Molecule: messenger RNA, 2094 nt
Organism: Dioscorea cayenensis subsp. rotundata (Guinea yam)
Lineage: Eukaryota; Viridiplantae; Streptophyta; Magnoliopsida; Dioscoreales; Dioscoreaceae
Product: altered inheritance of mitochondria protein 3
Exons: 3
Coding region: 165-1823 (552 amino acids)
Source: RefSeq, a predicted model, not a curated record
CUUUUCUCUCUUCGCACGCUCCGGAAGUCGCGACGAAACCAGAGCGAAACCAACCGUUCCUCUAGCGUUAUCUUUUUGAUCUCCAUCGGAGAGGAGGAAAACCCUAACCCUAACCCUAACCCUAGAUCUGUUUCCCUUCUCUUUCGAUCGUUCUUCUCGUGCUAAUGGCUUCUGGGGGUUCCUCAAGCCGCGCUGGAUCGGGAGGGAGGACGUUUGAUUUCGGAUCCGAUGAUGUUCUUUGCUCCUAUGAUGACUUCGGCCCCCAGGAUCCUCCCAACGGGAGGCGAUCUGAUCCAUCGGCGAAGGACCUUCAUGAGAGCCGAAUGGGCAGGUCAUCCGUCAAUUUCCAUGGCCAAGAGAACCUUGCAAAAGAUGAUGUAAUUUUUGCUGUUGAGAAAUGCAUGAAGAAAUAUGCUGACAAUCUACUUAGGUUUCUUGAGGGAAUCAGUGGUCGACUGUCUCAGUUGGAAGUAUAUUGCUACAAGCUUGAACGUUCAAUAGGUGAAUUUCGAGCUGAUUUGACUCGAGAUCAGAGUGAAUCAGAUCAUAAGCUCAAUGCACUUGAAAAGCAUCUUCAAGAAGUUCACAGGUCUGUGCAAAUUCUGAGGGACAAGCAAGAGCUUGCUGAAACUCAAAAAGAACUUGCUAAACUACAACUCGUACGGAAGGAAUCCUCUAGCCCAAGCUUUUCCAAACGCAACGAAGAGGGAGCCCUGUCAUCUGCCUCAGAAACAAAACAACAUGAUGAUACUGAUAACAUCCCAAAUCAACAGUUAGCCCUUGCCUUACCUCACCAAGUAGCACCCACAAGUCUUCCUACCAGAACAUCCGAGCAGAGUCCACCUUACAAGGAACCAGCCUUGCAGCCAGCCUUGCAGCAACCAGCCACCACCCCUCUGAACAUGCAACAAGAUCAAUAUACCAUGAACCAGCCCAAUACCUACUAUCCGCCACAGGCGCAACCUGAAUAUCAAUACUUGCAGCCAAGGCCCCAGAUGCAGGAUCCUUCAGGGCAGGUACCCCAACAGCAGUCUCAGGUCAUAAACCAGCCCCAACCAAACCAAUUACCGCCUCAAUUCCAGCCACAAUGGACUCCGCAGCCUCCCCAACAUGUUCCUCAACAAAUGGUUCAGCAACAACCCAUUGCUUCACAAGCCCAAAUCAGACCCCCAACUCCGCCAUCCUACCCUCCAUACCUACCAAAUCAACCUGCUGUUCCAAUGCUGCAGACAUUCCCAAGAGGUAGCAAUCCUGUCCAGGUCCCAUAUUCUGCGGCGCCUGCUCCUAGUACUAAUCACCCUGAAGCCAUGCCUUUUGCUUAUAAAGGUUCAGGAAGCUCGGUUUCACAGCCACCACAACAACAGGUACCGCAUAUCCAGAGACAGCCGCAGCCAGAGACCAACCAGAGUUCUUUCCAGCAGACUCUGAACAAGGCUGGCUUUAUGGGUGCUGCACCACCAUAUGCUCCACACAACCUGCAGAAUCCGAGCUAUAAUUCUAUGUUUGGCAUUGAUGGUAGCAGAGGUUCUCAUUCUCAGAUCUUUCCCGCCGGGAAUUAUCCAUCUGCCAACAUGUCUGCGCUACAUAGCCAGCAACUGCCCCCUAGUGGCAGUAAUUUUCAUCAUCCUGGUGCUCAGAUGAUCCGUGGCCACCCUUUCGGAGAGAUGAUCGAGAAAGCUAUUAACAUGGGCUAUUCAAGGGAUCAUGUCAUGAGUGUGAUUCGCAGGAUGGGCGAGACAGGCCAACAGAUCGAUUUCAACGCUUUGCUUGAUGGGUUGAACACUCAUGCUGCUGGAUCUUCAUCCAGAGCCUGGUCAGGGUAGCUCCUUCGACCUUUCUGUUCAUCAGUCUAGUGUCCAUUGGUGCUUCUUUUAGUGAACAGCGCCAGCCCAAUAAUCUCAAUCAGAGAUGCUUUGCUGUUUGUUUAUGUACUGUAAAUAUAAGAUGUUGAAGAUCCCCUAUUACUGAGAGUGAGAUCAUUUUAAUCCAUUUACAGUACUGGAAGAUAAGUUAGGUGUGCUGGUUUGUGUAUGGUUGUUUAUCCUUUUAAGGUAUGCAUAACUUAGCCAUAUGGAGCUUUAUCAACCAAGUAAA